CCUGGGUGAACAAGCGCGCUCAAACAACAGACAGGAGAUGGCGUCGCAGGCGGUGAGCGCAUCGCAGAUGGCGAUGGUCGGCGAUGCGGAUGAUGAUGGGGUGGUGAAGCCACACCAGCCGUUCCUACAAGCCCUGCUGUUCAACAGCCCCAUGCCUGAAAAAGAUGUCCAACGGAUCUUCCAACAGGCUCAUGCUCAACACCAGCCUGCAGAAGGCGAGGAAGCACCUGACCUUCGGGAGUUUGUACAGCAGUGCAAUGACAAGUUGAAGCAAGUCGCAAUGACCAUCAACCAUUGCACAGACGAAGUCACCGGUGAUACCGUGUAUGCGCUCGUCAAUACGCGCGUGGACCUUGCCGCUCGGACCUACGCAACAAGGCUGGACAAGUUCACGCUUUCCCUCUUCAACGCUUUGGUGGAGGAGAUUCUGAGCGGAGAUGGCUUUGUCAAUGACAAGGACGCGUGGCAGCUGGGGCGACGCCUUGAGCUCGGCACAGCCAAGUCGGCCAAGCAAACGUAUCUGCAGAUCGUAUCGCCACCCUUUACCCUCCGCCGCUGUCGUCUGGGGUAG
This is a messenger RNA of Salpingoeca rosetta, 571 nucleotides long. RefSeq lists its product as uncharacterized. NCBI's taxonomy places the organism in Eukaryota, Choanoflagellata, Craspedida, Salpingoecidae. The transcript is spliced from 4 exons. Gene Ontology annotation, biological process: double-strand break repair via homologous recombination; DNA damage tolerance. The record is from RefSeq and is a predicted model, not a curated record. Gene Ontology annotation, molecular function: ubiquitin-protein transferase activity. The coding region runs from base 38 to 571 and encodes 177 amino acids. Gene Ontology annotation, cellular component: nucleus; Smc5-Smc6 complex.